AUGGCUUCGGAUUUUGCCAUGGCGGAGAUGCAGGGGGGAUUUUCGGGGCUCAAACAGCGAAUGGGGCCUGGUUUGACAUUGAUUUCGAAGUGGAGUGAAAUUGAGUCAUGGAAGCAGCUCAAGGAACUUGCCAAUUCAGCUCAACACAGAGCCAUUGAAAGGAAGACUACCCAAUCGAAGUCUGUUCGUGGUGUUCUUGGACUAGACCUGGAGAAAGUCAAAGCCAUUCAGAACAAAAUUGAUGAAUUUACCAACCAUUUGUCGGAUCUGCUGCGUGUAGAAAGGGAUGCAGAAUUAGAAUUUAGUCAAUUUACACAGGAGGAGCUGAAUGCUAUUCUUUGA
This is a messenger RNA of Fraxinus pennsylvanica, 342 nucleotides long. NCBI's taxonomy places the organism in Eukaryota, Viridiplantae, Streptophyta, Magnoliopsida, Lamiales, Oleaceae. The record is from the annotation of a GenBank genome assembly.